AUGGAUGCCCAAGUACGGAGUACGAAGCGCCGAUGUCGCGCUUCGAAGAAAAAGCGUGAGAGACAGAAGAAACGCACGAUUCUACAGCGAAACGCGAAUGUCGAGCUCAAUGAUGAUAAAGAAACUCAAACUCAAACCGAACAUGCUGAUCAAGUCCAGGACCUUCAAAAAGUAGAAGACAACGUCAAAGUACAAGAUGGCUACAACUCGAAGAGUACACUCGUUCGAACGCCGGAUAAACACAGGAGUGAGCGCCACCGAAGCCGUGAAGAUGACCACAAUGAAGACCAAGAGGAUGAUAUUCCGGAAUACGAACGCAAACGCAGAGAAACUAUCCUGCGCAACCAAGCGUAUAUGGAAGCGAUGGGCAUCUCCUCAGCCAAGUUUGUUGGUCGCACACGAGUUGGCAAUAAAGUAGAAACAGAAGCCAAGAGACAGCGAGUAGCCGAACACCGAGCAGCUCGAUCCGCACAGCUCACCAGGUCGAUGCAGCAGCGGAUAUCGUCGAGACUACAGAUGAAGCCGCGACGUGAGAACGCCCGUCCAUCCAUGGAUGUAGAGACUUUGCCAACAGAAAAUAACUCACGGUCUUGUGCUGAAGCAAAUUCACGUCCGGGCAAGGUUGAUCGAGUAGCAAGAGGCGAUAAGACUGGAAAAGAGAACAUGUGCCAAUCGACUCGGCCACUGAUGGAGGUGAAGUCGCUCUCUUGCGACGAUAAUUCGUCCUUGGUGCCACAGCUACCUGAGUUUUCGUCACAUUAUCCACUUGAUCAAGUGGAUGAUGUAAGAUUUAGAGAGCAAGACGACGGUCAAGUCGAGCAGCAAAGUCACGUUCAUGGCGAACACGAUAGCAGAAAGCAGGAACCGAAACGUAUCGAAUCUAGUGCGUUUGGAGUUGUACGAGACAAUGAAGCGAUGAGUCAGAUAGCACACUUUGCUGACUGCCCUGAGAAGACGAAAAAUGCGGAGAAACCGAAGAUAAUGAAGAAGAGACAACUAUGCAGCAACAAUUCAUUAAAAGAAUUACCGGAUCCGUCACGGCAUAAUUCGGUUAAUCAAGUUGGAAUUCAUGGAUCCCCCUGUCGUGGGAGCUCUACAAGUGAUCUGCUUGACUACGAUGACGAUACCAGUGGGCCUGGCAAAAACGACAUUAGUGAAUACGAGCGGAAACGAAGACAUAAAAUCCUUCAAAACCAGGCAUUUCUUGAACGAGUCGGGAUGUCAGCAGCCAGGGCGGGCAUUAGAAAUGACGCGGAAGCGAAGGCCAAGAAAGAUGCGCUUGCGUUGAAGCGCGCACAGAGAGCUGCUCAGCUCGCUAGUGCUCCAAAGCGCAAAUCGCAGCGCCUGAUUGGAGGUACCACGCCUGUCUUGACACAGCAGAUGGAGCUGGGUCAUCCACUUGACGUUCUUUUCGUGAAGAAGAUGCGUCAACCUCUAGGCAGUGCACUCUACGUUAUGAACGCUCAUGAUGAGGAAGGCAAUAAAUUCUGCAAGGAAAUCGCCGGUGGUGUGAACGUGUUGCCAGAAAGCUCGACUUUGGAUCCUGAUGACAAGAUUGGAUAUUCGUUGGCAGACAAGGACGUUGUCAGGGCUUUGCCUUACCGCACAACCACGAUGGCUUUCCAUCCUCAAGUAGAUCGAGUUGUUGUUGCUGCUGGAGACAAGGAGGGACAUAUCGCUCUUUGGUCACCUUCUACGGAUAUCAGGAGCUCAGUGGCAGCUCUAUCUAGACCACAUGGCUAUCCGGUCAGCCAACUUAUCUUCCCUGACUCAUCGACAUUGCUUUCAAGCAGUAUCGAUGGUACUGUACGUGAAUUCGACCUAUAUACUGCCCACUCUUCACCAAUAUGUGAUCUAACGGAAGAGACGGGCGUCACGUCACUCGUUGCUUCGGGAAACCCUCAAUUCUUCUAUGCAAGCUGCGAGGAUGGCGCCUUGCGCCUGGUAGAUCGCCGGGCGCGAAACGUUUCCAGUGCAGUCUACGCACUGCAUCCAAAAACAAUGACCUCGGUGGAUCAACAUCCGGCGUGUGACUUGUAA
Molecule: messenger RNA, 2040 nt
Organism: Phytophthora nicotianae INRA-310
Lineage: Eukaryota; Oomycota; Peronosporomycetes; Peronosporales; Peronosporaceae
Exons: 1
Coding region: 1-2040 (679 amino acids)
Biological process (GO): regulation of DNA damage checkpoint
Cellular component (GO): nucleus
Molecular function (GO): protein binding; DNA binding
Source: RefSeq, a predicted model, not a curated record